Drosophila obscura is the source of this 1885-nucleotide messenger RNA. RefSeq names its product plasminogen activator inhibitor 1 RNA-binding protein (gene vig). Gene Ontology annotation, molecular function: RNA binding. The transcript is spliced from 4 exons. Gene Ontology annotation, cellular component: nucleus; cytoplasm. Lineage: Eukaryota; Metazoa; Arthropoda; Insecta; Diptera; Drosophilidae. The coding region runs from base 146 to 1732 and encodes 528 amino acids. The record is from RefSeq and is a predicted model, not a curated record.
GCAGUCGUAGCGUGUGUGUGUAGGUAAUACUAGCAGCGAGGCGAAGAAGAAACGCUGAAAAUUAAGGUUAGAGAGCAGCAGCCACCAACAGCCAGCGAGAAAAGCAAGCAAAGCAGAGCCAAGAGCCACAGCAACCUCACAAAUCAUGGAUAGCGCCGGUAAAAAUCGUUAUGAACUCUUGUUCAUGGACGAUGAUGUUAGCGAUCCAUUAGAUAAUCUUGUGGCGGCGACCGCUGCCGUAGCAGCGGCAACAGCAGCCAGCAAGAAGAAGCAGCCACAGCCUGCCGCGGGCGGUGCAGCAGCUGCCGCAUCGGGAGGAGCCACCAAAAGUGGCGCCGCCAAGGUGGCCAAGACAGCAGCCGUUGGCGGAGGACCAAAUGCUAAGAAACCAAAUCAGGCCGAAAAGGAGAACAAACCGAAUGCUCUAAACAAAAAUAACAACAACAACGAGGGCAAGAAGCCAGCUACGACCACGGACAAACAGUUCAACAAAGACAACAGCAGCGGCGGUUAUAAGCAAGGCGGCGGCGGCGGCGGCAGCGGUGCUCCCCGUCCAGGUGGUGGCGGCUUUGGCAACAGAACACGUGAAUUUGGCACUGGUCAAGGGCAGGGACAAGAGCGGGAACAACGGGGACAGGGUCAGCAGCGGGAACGCAACGUGAACUUCCGUCAACAGAAUGGCGGCGGCGAGCGAGGCGGCGAGCGCGGUGGCAAUGGAAAUAAUGGCAACUACGAAACACGUGAGCAGCGCAACAAUCGUCGCAAUGUCCGUGAGAAUGGCCCUGGUGGACCACCCGAUGGUCAGCCCCGUCCCUAUCGCGGCCAGGGCAACAGUGGUGCUGGCGGUGAUCGCCCACCUCGCCAGAACCGCAACUUUGAUGGACAGAACAGGAAGCGGGAAUUCGAUCGUCAGUCUGGAUCCGACAAAACUGGUGUUAAGUCAAUUGAUAAGCGCGAUGGAGCUGGUGCCCACAACUGGGGCUCGGUCAAGGAGGCCAUUGAUGAUGUCAACAAGAACGAAAGCGAGACAAGUGUGAACAAUGCCGAGGGCGAGAACAAGGCCAACGAUUCGGGAAAUGAGCAGCAGAGCGAGCAGCAGGCAGCCGCCGAGGAAGAGACCAAAGAGCUGACAUUGGACGAAUGGAAGGCACAGCAGGGGCAGCGCGCUAAGCCCACCUUCAACAUACGCAAGGCUGGAGAAGGUGAGGACACAUCGCAGUGGAAGAAGAUGGUCGUGCUGACCAGCAACAAAAAGAAGGAGAAUGAGAGCGAAGAGGAACUUGAAUACGACCCUGCCAUGUACCCACAGCGCGUUGGCCGCCAGCAGCGCGUUCUCAACAUCCAGUUUAACUUCAAUGACGGUCGUCGCGGACCAGGUGGCUUUGGAGGACGCGGUGGUCGCGGCGGACCACGUGUCGGCGGUGGUAUUGGUCGCGAUGGACCCCGUCCCGAGGGCGGCAACCGUGGUGGACCACGUGAUGGGCCACGUGAUGGACCCCGUGAUGGCCCGCCAUCAGGUCCUCGCCAGAACACUGAGGAAGGAUCUGCUGCUGGUGGUGGUGCCCCCUCGGCACCAACCAACCGGCCGCCAAUUGAGCGCCGUGGUCCUGGACCCAACAACGUUGGUGGUGGUGGCGUUUCUGGUGGCUUGGCCAAGCGUUUCGGUAAUGAGCGGCAACAGAAUACCGCCCCCAAGGUGAACGAUGAGCGCCAGUUCCCAACACUGGCCUAAAGGAGGAUGAUUCCUCAAUUUUUAAACACAUUUUGGUGACUGGUCAUCUUGGACUGAACGCGGAGCGGCGAUGAUGGACUAGAAGGACUAGGCUAGGCAGGCUCUGGAGCAGGUUACCAAAAUGCAAAUCUAAUAAAUUACAUAUAUCACAGA